Molecule: messenger RNA, 2886 nt
Organism: Chlamydomonas reinhardtii
Lineage: Eukaryota; Viridiplantae; Chlorophyta; Chlorophyceae; Chlamydomonadales; Chlamydomonadaceae
Exons: 9
Coding region: 223-1578 (451 amino acids)
Source: RefSeq, a predicted model, not a curated record
CAUACUUCGGGAUUCCCACUCUCCCACGGCUCACUUUCCACGUUCGCCCGCCGCGGUUAGCCCGCAAAUCGUUGGCCGAGUUUUGCUUUUGGCAAGGCCUGCGCGGCGCCUAGAUCUUUUUGGUCCUGGACAAUGCCACUGCAAUGCUUAACCCGCUGUGGUCCACAGCUGCCGCUGCGUGCACGAAGGAUUGCGGGCGCCAGCCUUGGCCCGAGCACGUCAAUGCCACGCCAGCAGCUCGACGGCCGGCUACGCUCCGGGCCCAGUCCCAUUCACACAGCCAGCCGUGACGAGGAUCUUGAGGUUGAGCGGGGACCUGCAGCAAGCAGCAACAGGAGCGGGAGCGACGCGCGGGAGACGCAGCAUGUCUCCGCGACGGAGCAGGCCGCUGUGCUGCGUAGUGCAUCUCCAGGGCAAGAACUGGGUAUCCUAAGCAGCAGCUCACUGCCAAACCUGAGCUGCAGCCCUCGCGACGCGAGCUGUGUCAGCAUCUCCACAAUUGCGGACCCGCGCAAGGACCCGAGCCUGUCACGGCAGGUUCGCGAGUACAUGAGUCAGCUGGUGGCGAGCGGCAUGCGCGCGGAGCGGGCGGCCCACAUCAUACAGCAGUGGAGCGGCGGCGGAGGUGUGGAGCGAGUGGAUCUGGCUCGGCUGCGGCGGCACUUCAUGACCGCCACACUGCUGCCCACACUGCAGCAGCGGCUGCCCUCGGCCCUGUCCGACGUGGCGCUCACCUCCGCCUGCUUCUGGAGUCUGGGGCUGCUGCCCACCGCGGACCAGUCGCUGCUGCACCCGGCACUGCGGGGUGCGCUGGUGGCUGUGAACCUGCUACUGCUGGUGCACUUCGCUAGCUGCAGCCUCAGGACCACUGGCCGUGUGGUCCGCAUCGGCAACGCGGCAGUCAGCUUCAGUCAGCAGGCGGAGCUGGUGCUGCUGGCGCUGCAGGCGCUGUCCAAGGGCCACGGCACCGUCCUCGCCGCCGCACAGGGCACCCCCCUGGCCGCCGUGCUGGCGGCGGACGAAUCCGACGUGGACCUGGACGCUGUCAUGGCCGCCUCAGACGCCGCCAUCGCGCACGCCAAGGCCGCCGCCGCCGGAGGCGGCAGCUCGGCGGCUGCGCCGCCGGCGCCGCCUUCGGCGGCGGCAACGGCGGCGGCGGCGGCUUCGCCGCCGCCGUCGGCUCUCAGCAGCCUGGAUUCCUUCCUGGUGCUGUCUGCGGCGGCGGCGGGCAGUGCCGACGCCACGGGCGCCGGCGGGCGGCCCACGAGUGCCAGUGGCCGCUUUGAUGCCGUGACGGAGCUGGGGCUGAGCGCAGAGGAGGCGGCGGCGGCGGCGGUGGCUUACUCGAGGUACGGUGACAGCAGCCGCGGCGGCCGCAUUGGUGACUACGAGCUGAGGCGCCUGCUGCAGGAGGCCGGCUUUCCCAGCCUGAGCCCCACUGAGCUGUCACUGGUGCUGCUGCUUCACGACCCCGACAAGAAGAGUUGGCUGAGCUUCCGAGACUGGGCCACUUGGUGGGCAGGUGCGGCGGCAGCCGUCGCCACACCUGCUACUGCCGCGAAGGAUGGCCGGCAGUAGCUUGUCCAUUAACAAGAUUGCCAGGAUGUUUACGUCUGAGAAGAGUUGGAGAAGGGAAGACCUAUUGCUAGCGGAGAUGAUGAGAAGGUUUGCGAUUGCCAACUUACAGCGGUAGCAACGCCGGAGCUGUAGCAGGCGGCGGCUGUUGUGACCUGGGUACCGGCUGAACGUAUUGCUGCUACUGCGUGCACUGCGGUGUUUGUUGCUGGUGCCGUCGGCGGCGGCCGGGCCGCGAUUGAGCCACGCCGCUGAGGCUACCGGCAGCAAACAGGCGUCCAAAUUCACCCGCGCAACACUUUUGGCGCCAGUAUCGUUGCAGCAGGGCUAUGUUGAAUUGCUUGGAUUUAUGCUGUACACGCGUUUACUAAGUUUUUUUACUAUAAUACACCCGUCUGAAGUGCGUGCACUUCAGCGCACAUGCAUUGUGGACGCGCAGCAUGAACGCACCGAGUGCUCCGUCGUAGGCCGCAACAUCAUUCAAUUGGUCUGGACUGUUUGUGCGCGUGAACAGUAGUAAGCGUGUCUAGCUCGGGGACUGGGGGAUUGUGGGUUGAUCGGGGGGUGUCGUUGCGAACUCGGUUUUUGGCGGUGUGACCGGGGAACACUUGUUGGAGGUGUGGCUUCAUGCAGAAGCAAUCGCAUCCGGGCAGGAGGGAGCACGAGAGAAAGAGAGAGUGGCAUUGCGGAUUCGCGCGAGGGAUGAUGACGAGUGCAGAGGGUGGGGCGGCGAAGAGUGAUGAGCGUUUAAGAGGAAAGGGCCGUGCUUUCAAUGUAUCGCCACGCACGCACGGACCCGAAUCGUGCUGCUUGGGUGCGGUGCUUAAGGAGGAUGCAGUGAAGAGGAUGCAGUGCUGUGCCGCGUGUGCUGCUCACGUCCUGUACGAUGCUAGCGGGGCGAAGUGGAUACACACACAGCCAUGGCCAUGGACGUGCGUAGCAGAGCGAAGGUGUGGGCGGCGGAAAGAGAAGAUCUAUCGGCGCACGCAUGCAAUACGGUAUGCAGCCUGUGUACUCAUACAUACAUCGGGAUCAUUGUGUGCUGCAUGUGCUAAACGCUUGGUCAAGAAAAGGAGGAAGGGUCGUCGGACGUGCGGCGAGAGCUGAGGGGCGUAGUUAGCCUCAUACAGUUUGUAUGAUGACGCGCAACAGCAAUGCGCCGGCUGGCGCGUGUGUGUGCGCUUGUGUAGGUAGCGUUGCAUUGUUAUGGACAACGUUGCACAUUUGGCACCCACCGUACUGUACUUGGUCACGUGGUGGAACAUUUCUUGAGCACCCCUCUUACACGUUGAAUGCAACAGGCAAUGCCGU